AUGGCUGACGCCGCUCCCCGUGGACGUGGAGGAUUCGGAUCUCGCGGUGACCGCGGUGGUGACCGUGGCCGUGGCCGUGGCCGCCGUGGACGUCGUGGUGGCGCGAAGGAGCAGGAGAAGGAAUGGCAGCCCGUCACCAAGCUCGGCCGUCUCGUCAAGGCUGGCAAGAUCACCAGCAUGGAGCAGAUCUACCUGCACUCCCUGCCCGUCAAGGAGUACCAGAUUGUGGACUUCUUCCUCCCCAAGCUCAAGGAUGAGGUCAUGAAGAUCAAACCCGUCCAGAAGCAGACCCGUGCCGGUCAGCGUACCCGCUUCAAGGCUGUCGUUGUCAUCGGUGACUCCGAGGGCCACAUCGGUCUCGGUAUCAAGACCUCCAAGGAAGUCGCUACCGCCAUCCGUGCCGCCAUCACCAUCGCCAAGCUGAGCGUUCUCCCCGUCCGUCGCGGUUACUGGGGUACCAACCUCGGUGAGCCUCACUCUCUGCCCGUUAAGCAGAGCGCCAAGUGUGGUUCCGUCUCCGUCAGACUUAUCCCCGCUCCCCGCGGUACCGGUCUCGUUGCCUCCCCCGCCGUCAAGCGUCUCCUCCAGCUUGCUGGUGUCCAGGACGCCUACACCUGCUCUUCCGGCUCCACCAAGACCCUCGAGAACACUCUCAAGGCCACUUUCCUUGCCGUCGUCAACACCUACGGCUUCCUCACCCCCAACCUCUGGAAGGAGACUAAGCUCAUCCGCAGCCCUCUUGAGGAGUUCGGUGAUGUCCUGCGCCAGGGCAAGAAGUACUAG
Messenger RNA from Aspergillus uvarum CBS 121591, 783 nucleotides. Its product is annotated as 40S ribosomal protein uS5. Gene Ontology annotation, biological process: translation. The transcript has 3 exons. The record is from RefSeq and is a predicted model, not a curated record. Gene Ontology annotation, cellular component: cytosolic small ribosomal subunit; ribosome. Bases 1 to 783 code for a protein of 260 amino acids. NCBI's taxonomy places the organism in Eukaryota, Fungi, Ascomycota, Eurotiomycetes, Eurotiales, Aspergillaceae. Gene Ontology annotation, molecular function: RNA binding; structural constituent of ribosome.